ACUAGGAUGUGGCAAGAAUAAAAGAAACAUUUUUUUAACUAUGCAGAGUGGAACGUUUUUGUUUUGCUUACAGGAAAAGCCUAUAUAAAUGUUCAGAUCUCAGAGUCAGAGCAGUGUCAUCCACAGUCAUGUGUUGCUUCACCGACUGCCUCCUCCUCCUCCUCCUCCUGUCCCUAGACUAUGGUUGCACUAGUUACAAUGGACAGGACAACGAGUACAAGACAAUAAAGGGAACCAUUGGCAAGCCUCUCGAUCUUCCUUAUAACAUCACCAAUCAGACGCAUUGGCUGAAGAAAUUUAUAGACAAAGGCAGGACCAAAAUAUUACAGUAUGAUCCAAAGAACCAACCCGUUUCCGCUGAAAAUCAAUUCACAUUCAAUGCCAAGAAGAUGGAAUUCAAGAUUUUGAAGGUGCGGAGAGAGCACGAGGGACAUUAUAUUAUUAUAGAGGAUGGACCUACAGAAUUUGAUAUUGCCAAAUUUCACAUAAAAGUUUACGAACCGAUUACCAAUGUAUCGAUUAGGCAGACGGAAAACCCUAUGAAUGACAGCUGCCUGAUCACUCUCAACUGUACAACGCUGGGAGGAGAUGAUGUGAUGUACAACUGGACCCGAAACCAGGAAUAUUUACAGCACAACAGCAGCAUUUUAGAAAUCACUCUAACACCCAACAGUGCCAACAUCUCCUAUACCUGCAGAGCAACCAAUCCAGUCAGUCAGGGCUUUGCCUCCAUCAUCCCCCUGGAAUCCAGAUGCAACAUUAACCCAGAGGAGAGACAGGACAUAAUCAUAAUUUCGGUUGGUGCAAUUCUAUUGGUCGUUCUUAUGCUGAUAUUACUUACUGUCAUGUACAUAUAUCGGCCAAAAGAGAAAGGGUCAUUUUCAUUGGAUCCACAAAGGUCAUAUCCAGUGCCAGAGCCGCAUCCAGAACCAGAACCUGCGCAAAGAGAAAUUACCACAAUCUAUUCCACUGUUCAGAAAGGAUCAUUUUCAUUGGAUCCACAAAGGCCACAUCAAGUGCCGGAGCAGCUUCCAGAACCAGAACCUGUGCUAAAAGAAAUUACCUCAAUCUAUUCAACUGUUCAGAAAGCACAGGCUCCAGUGUGUUCACCAACUGCAGAACAAUGUACUAUAUAUGAGCUUGCAGGUCCAGUGGGGAGUCAUACACACCAGACCGCAGUUCCCUGAGAGAACCAGUGGCUUCAACUCAUAAGUGGCUCUUUUAACAACACGCCCUGGACAAGACACAGAACCUUCCUUUUUCCUUCUGACAUCAAAAUCUCUUCCACUGAAGAUUUUGGGCAUCUGAUCCCUUCUGAUCCGGAUUUACCCGAUGACCUAUAAGAACUGGAC
Molecule: messenger RNA, 1352 nt
Organism: Xenopus laevis (African clawed frog)
Lineage: Eukaryota; Metazoa; Chordata; Amphibia; Anura; Pipidae
Product: SLAM family member 9-like
Exons: 8
Coding region: 129-1187 (352 amino acids)
Source: RefSeq, a predicted model, not a curated record